ACUGUAAAUCAAUUAUGAAUCUGGUGUUUGACAUCCAAAAGCUUGUUAUUACACCAAAUUAGAAAGAGGGGCAGAUUAGAAAAUUAGGGUUUAUCUUUCAAUACUUGAAAGUUGAAACCCAAUUCCCCAUCUAUUCUAUCCAAUAUCCAUGGCUGCUCACGCCCUCUCGCUGCUCCCCAUUUCGACACCUUCUCGUAAUCAUUUUUGCUGUAAACAAGAAUCAAUUAAAUCAUCACUCUGUUAUCAUCUUAGUCUCGCUAGCUCUUUCGUUGGAGCUAAAUUGGCUGUUAAUUAUACAAAUUCGCGGCAGUACACUCACACACAGCACUCCUCCACGGUGGCCACCAUCUCCGUCAGUCUUCCCACUGGGACACCUGAUAGAAUCUCGAGGCAGAAGUCUCCCAAAUGGUCAGCUAGGGCAAUAAAGUCGUAUGCAAUGGCUGAAUUGGAAGCUAGAAAGCUUAAGUAUCCUAAUACUGGGACGGAAGCUCUUCUCAUGGGAAUUUUGGUCGAAGGAACCAGUUUAGCUGCAAAGUUCUUGAGAGAAAAUGGUAUCACUCUUUUUAAAGUUCGGGAUGAGACUGUCAAAUUGCUUGGAAAAUCAGACAUGUACUUUUUCAGUCCUGAGCAUCCUCCAUUCACAGAACCAGCUCAGCGGGCACUUGAUUGGGCUAUAGCUGAGAAACUGAAGUCAGGCGAAGAUGGGGAAGUAACAGCUGCUCACUUUCUUCUGGGAGUGUGGUCAGAAAAGGAAUCAGCUGGUCACAAGAUCAUGGCUGCACUUGGUUUUGAUGAUGAGAAAGCUAAGGAAGUUGCCAAAUUUAUGGACAAGGAUAUAGACUUGGGCUUCAAGACGAGAAGUUAGAGCUUUGGAAGUGAGCGUAAUUUUUGCUUAUUAAUCUUCUUAAGAAAUUUCUGGGACAUAUGCUUGGGGUCCUCUGCGAUACUUAUGUCCCAUAUAUUCUUUUAAGGCUUCUUAAAAGUUCAUUGUGUCAAUUCCUUGUCCAGUGUGUGCAGUCUCUCUUCACAAUUUUACCUUACUCCCUUUAGCUAUAAGAUCUAUACCUGGUUUCCGUACCA
This is a messenger RNA of Daucus carota subsp. sativus, 1080 nucleotides long. RefSeq names its product ATP-dependent Clp protease ATP-binding subunit CLPT1, chloroplastic. The record is from RefSeq and is a predicted model, not a curated record. The transcript is spliced from 6 exons. Bases 149 to 865 code for a protein of 238 amino acids. Lineage: Eukaryota; Viridiplantae; Streptophyta; Magnoliopsida; Apiales; Apiaceae.